GUCAGUAUGGAAACCCUCUAAACAAAUAUAUUAGACAUUAUGAAGGAUUAUCUUAUAAUGUGGAUUCAUUACACCAAAAACACCAGCGUGCCAAAAGAGCAGUUUCACAGGAGGACCAGUUUUUACGUCUAGAUUUCCAUGCACUUGGAAGACAUUUCAACCUGCGAAUGAAGAGGGACACUUCCUUGUUUAGUGACGAAUUUAAAGUAGAAACAUCAGAUAAAGUACUUGAUUAUGAUACCUCUCACAUUUACACUGGACAUAUUUAUGGUGAAGAAGGAAGCUUUAGCCAUGGGUCAGUAAUUGAUGGACGAUUUGAAGGAUUCAUCCGGACUCGUGGUGGCACAUUUUACAUUGAGCCAGCAGAGAGAUACAUUAAAGACCGGGUUCUGCCAUUUCACUCUGUCAUUUAUCAUGAAGAUGAUAUUAACUAUCCUCAUAAAUACGGGCCCCAGGGGGGCUGUGCGGACCAUUCAGUGUUUGAAAGGAUGAAGCAGUACCAGAGGACGGGGGUAGAGGAAGCAACACAGAAACCUCAAGAGGAGCAUGCUCCUAAUGGUCCAGAACUCCUGAGGAAAAAACGUACGACACUAGCUGAAAGAAAUACUUGUCAGCUUUAUAUUCAGACUGAUCACCUCUUCUAUAAGUACUAUGGGACACGAGAAGCUGUGAUUGCCCAGAUAUCCAGUCAUGUUAAAGCAAUUGAUACAAUUUACCAGACCACAGACUUCUCCGGGAUCCGAAACAUCAGUUUCAUGGUGAAACGCAUAAGAAUCAAUACAACUGCUGACGAAAAGGAUCCCUCAAAUCCUUUCCGUUUCCCAAAUAUUGGCGUGGAGAAGUUUCUGGAGUUGAAUUCUGAGCAGAAUCACGAUGACUACUGUUUGGCCUAUGUCUUCACAGACCGAGACUUUGAUGAUGGGGUUCUCGGUCUGGCUUGGGUUGGAGCACCUUCAGGAAGCUCUGGUGGAAUCUGUGAAAAAAGUAAGCUCUAUUCUGAUGGUAAGAAGAAGUCCUUAAACACUGGAAUUAUUACCGUCCAGAACUAUGGGUCUCAUGUACCUCCCAAAGUGUCUCACAUAACUUUUGCUCAUGAAGUUGGGCAUAACUUUGGAUCUCCACAUGAUUCUGGAACAGAGUGCACACCAGGAGAAUCUAAGAAUUUAGGACAAAAAGAAAAUGGCAAUUACAUCAUGUAUGCAAGAGCAACAUCUGGGGACAAACUUAACAACAAUAAAUUUUCACUCUGUAGUAUUAGAAAUAUAAGUCAAGUUCUUGAGAAGAAGAGAAACAACUGUUUUGUUGAGUCUGGCCAGCCCAUCUGCGGGAACGGGAUGGUGGAGCAGGGCGAGGAGUGCGACUGUGGCUACAGCGACCAGUGCAAGGAUGAGUGCUGCUUCGACGCCAACCAGCCGGUGGGGAAGAAGUGCAAGCUGAAGCCCGGAAAGCAGUGCAGUCCAAGCCAAGGUCCUUGCUGUACAGCACAGUGUACAUUCAAGUCCAAGUCUGAGAAGUGUCGGGAUGAUUCCGACUGUGCGAGAGAAGGGAUAUGUAAUGGCGUCACAGCUCUGUGCCCGGCGUCUGAUCCUAAACCAAACUUCACAGACUGUAACAGGCAUACACAAGUGUGCAUUAAUGGGCAAUGUGCGGGCUCCAUCUGUGAAAAGUAUGACUUGGAGGAGUGUACCUGUGCCAGUUCUGAUGGCAAAGAUGACAAGGAGUUAUGCCAUGUCUGCUGCAUGAAGAAAAUGGAGCCUUCCACCUGUGCCAGCACAGGGUCUGUGCAGUGGAGCAAGCAUUUCAGCGGUCGCACCAUCACCCUGCAGCCUGGGUCUCCUUGCAAUGAUUUCAGAGGCUACUGUGAUGUUUUCAUGCGGUGUAGAUUAGUGGAUGCUGAUGGUCCUCUAGCUAGGCUUAAAAAAGCAAUUUUUAGUCCACAGCUCUAUGAAAACAUUGCUGAAUGGAUUGUGGCGCAUUGGUGGGCCGUGUUGCUCAUGGGCAUUGCCCUGAUCAUGCUGAUGGCCGGCUUCAUCAAGGUGUGCAGCGUCCACACGCCCAGCAGUAACCCAAAGUUGCCUCCUCCCAAACCACUUCCAGGCACUUUAAAGAGGAGGAGGCCUCCACAGCCCAUUCAGCAGCCACAGCGCCAGAGGCCCCGGGAGAGCUACCAGAUGGGACACAUGAGACGCUAAUUGCAGCUUUGCCUUGGUCCUUCCUAGUGCCUACAAUGGGAAAACUUCACUCCAAAGAGAAACCUGUUAAAUCAUCAUCUCCAGACUAAACCCUCACAAAUAAUAGUUGAAGAGAAAACUGGCAAGAGAUCAUGUCCUCAGACCAGGUGGAAUUACUUAAAUUUCAAAGCCUGAAAAUUCCAGUUUGGGGGGUGGGGUGGAAAAGGAACCCAAUUUUCUUAUGGACAGAUAUUUUUAACCUAAUGGCACAAAGUCUUAGAAUACUAUUAUGUGCCCUGUGCUCCCUGUUCUUCGUUGCUGCAUUUUCUUCACUUGCAGUCAAACUUGGCUCUGGAUAAACUUUUAUCAAAAUUGAAAUAUAUAUAUUUUUUUCAACUGCCAGUCAAGGCGUGGAGGCUCGACCACCUCAGCAUCGGAGACAUCCUUGCCGGUGUACAUACCUUGUUCCGUGCAGACAUGUAUUUCCUGCGUGCCCUGUACUUCUGUGUGCAAUGGUAAACAAAUUGCAAUAUGGAUGUUUCUUUGUAUUAUAAAACUUCUCUGCUCUUAAUGAAAAAUUACUGUUUAAUUGACAUACUCAGGAUAACAGAGGAUGGUAUUCAGUGGUCCAGGAUUCUGUAAUGCUUUACACAGGCAGUUUUGAAAUGAGAAUCGAUGGCCCUUUUUCUAAUGACACAGUUGGUUCUUAGGUCAUUUUUCCUUUAUCCAAUGGCUGCUGUGAGCACCAGGGACCUUGCCGAAGAAUGCGGCCGUGCGUCACGCUGGGCGCGAGCGGUGUUCUCCCGAGCUCUCUGUGGAAACAUGGUUUCUGCUUCCAUAGUUUAAACUUUCUGAUCCAGUUCCAUUUUUUGAAUUGAUAGGUGAAAUUUUACUCAUGUUUUGGUAGGAAUUAUGUCAAUGAGAUGAUUCUGUUUAUCCAAAGCUUAUUUGUGUUUUCCAUACAUCUAAAAUAUGCUAAUUGUAUUUUUGUUUGCUAUGGAAAAGAAAAGCUGUAUCUUUAUGGAAAAGAAAAGCUGUGUCUUUAUCAAGGUAUUUGAACUUUUUUCAGCAUAUCAUCACUGAUCAUUGAUAACCACUAAGGACGAGUAAUGUGCUCAACUAGUAGUUGAAGUUGUAGAUAGGCAUCUGACAUUUUUUGACCUUAAAUAUUUUAACCACAGUGAACGUGAAACAGCACAAUGUCCCAUUCCAAGUUUAUUUUUUAAGCAGAUGUAAAUAAUUGGCAUUUUUAAAGAGAAAGCAAAAUAUUAACAGGCUUAUUGCUAUGCAGGAAAUGGAAGGGGGCAUUACACAAUUUAAGCUUGUGACAUAUUUAUUGCUUCUGUUUUCAACUACAUUACUUAAAUUAGAAGUAAACAGCUAUGAUUUUCCUGGCUUCGUAUAGGAGGAAAAUUUAGGGAAAGAUGAAAUGAUUUCUGUGAUUUGGAAUUUUGUUUUCCUUUUUUCUUAAGAGUAUAAGGUUUACACAAUCAUUCUCAUAAUGUGACGCAAGCCA
Messenger RNA from Fukomys damarensis (Damara mole-rat), 3687 nucleotides. RefSeq names its product ADAM metallopeptidase domain 10 (gene Adam10). Gene Ontology annotation, cellular component: plasma membrane; synaptic membrane. The transcript is spliced from 15 exons. Bases 168 to 2192 code for a protein of 674 amino acids. The record is from RefSeq and is a predicted model, not a curated record. Lineage: Eukaryota; Metazoa; Chordata; Mammalia; Rodentia; Bathyergidae. Gene Ontology annotation, biological process: membrane protein ectodomain proteolysis; Notch signaling pathway. Gene Ontology annotation, molecular function: metalloendopeptidase activity involved in amyloid precursor protein catabolic process.